Messenger RNA from Tyto alba (common barn owl), 1999 nucleotides. RefSeq lists its product as uncharacterized. The record is from RefSeq and is a predicted model, not a curated record. Lineage: Eukaryota; Metazoa; Chordata; Aves; Strigiformes; Tytonidae. The coding region runs from base 61 to 1767 and encodes 568 amino acids. The transcript has 2 exons.
ACAGGGCCUCGCCCCGCCACUGCCCGGACCCAAGAGACCGAGCCCCGUCUGCCCCAUACCAUGCCGAAACGGAAAUGCAAGUUUACCGACGAGCUCCAGGCGAAGUACCCCUGCUUCCGCGUGGGCCGGGAAAGAUGGGAGGCCGAGUGCUUGGUGUGCCAGGAGGGCACCUACGUCUCUGUGGCCAACAAGGGCUCUCUUGACCUGGAAGCCCACAUCCAGUCCAUGAAACACAAGAGGAACAUGCUGAGGGAUGCCUCGGUGGCCAAGCUGCCGGGCUGCUUCCUCCCCACCGACUACCAGCCCUUCGAUGCUGCUGCCGCCACUGCUGCCGAAACCCCUUUGGGCUUCCCCGCUGCCGCGCUCCAGGGCUGCUGUGAGCCCCUGCCUGCCGUGCCCGGCUUGCCCAAAACGCCUGACCCCGUCUUAGAUGUCUUGGGCUUGCAAAUCAAGACGGAGGUGAGGCUGGAUGAGGCACUGGCCCCCUUCACAUUGGACUGUGGGGUGGACAUGCUGGACGGUAUCCCCUAUUGUGGGGUGGCCCUGGGUGCCGGUGACGGGGGGACCUCCUUUCCCAUCCAGAUCCGCUAUUUUGACUGGAAGCGGGGUGGCGUGCAGAGCAGGGCGGUCGGUGUGGAGGCCCCACCAGGUGAACUGGCCCCCGGUGCCGCCGCACUGGUGCGGGAGGUCUUGGAGAGCCAUGGGCUGCGGCAGCGGUGCGUGGCCAUCGUAGGCGAGAGCCCCAACACCAUGUUGGGGGGGCUGGGGCGCUGCUCCCAGGGUCUGGCCGAGGCAGCUGGCUUGCGGGAGCUGCUGGAAGGGGUCUUCAUCGCCACCGACUGCCCCGCGCACCUCCUCAGCAACUGCAUCCAGCACGGAGCGGACAGCCUGGAGGUGGACCUGCAGUCCCUCGUCUGGAAGAUUUACACCUACAUCUCCGUCUACACUGUCUGCACUGAACCGCUCAAGGACUUCCUGGAGUUUGCCAAGAGGGAGUACCAGCGGUUGCUCCACCACGCCAGGGUGCCCUGGUUGCUCCUGCUGCCAGCCAUCACCCGCUUGCUUCAAGUCUUCCCCGUCUUGAAGUCCUUCUUCCUCUCCCUCAGCCACCCCCCCUUCGCAAUCCGGACCUUUUUUGAGGACGACUUCAGCGAGAUCUACCUGCAGCACAUGGCUUCGCAGGUGGCUGUCUUCGACGUGCACCUCAGGACCUUGGCGAGGGAGGACAACUCGCCCUGCGAGGUGCUGGGCGUCCUCUCCUCCGUCCGCCGCACCCUCCUGGAGCGCAAAGCCCAUGGCUUCAUGUCGCUGCGGGUGAAGGAGCUGCUGGCGGAGCAGCAGGCAGCUGGGAGGGUCGGAGAAUGCGACACCUUCUGCCGCCGUGUCCAGACCCUCUACGAGGCGUUCCUUGACUACCUGGAUGCUCGGACGGGGCCGUUUGGGGAGCUUUUCCGUUUCCAGUGGAUGCAGCUACAGGCCCCACCAACGUGGGCGGAGGUGGAGGGGUGCAUCAAGUACCUGGUGGACCACGGGGUCAUGGUGGAUGACAGCAAGUGCUUCGACCAGUUCUGCCACCUGACCACCUUCUUGAAGGGCUGCAGGAGCAGCAGGGACUUCGAUGCCCUGCAGACGCACCAGAAAUGGGUGCGUUUCUUUGGCAGCUCCCACGGCCUGGCUGGCCACUCGGAGCUCCUCAGAAUGGCUCAGGUUUUCUUUGCCAUCCCCUCCUGCGGGGCUGAUUUUCCCAGGGGGCUUUUCCUGAUGUGAAUCUGGUGGGACCAGGCGUGGACCUUUCGUCAGUUCACUGUGACCGGGCUACUGUGAAGCGUGCAGCAUGUCAAGACUUCUUUUUUUGCAACAAUAGACCUCUUGAUUCCUGUUUUUGUGUGUCAGCCCAAACGGGGAGGAUUUGUUAAUGGUGUUUUUAAAGGCUGUACUCUGUCUGCAGGAGAGGUGGCUUUGCUUCUGUGCGAAUAAAUACCACCACAGGCUGCGGUCA